AUGGCAGAGAUCCACAAAGCUCCGGACCACAUUGAUCAUGUCGAGGAAUCAGCUUAUGCCGCAAAAGCGGUGCCAGAUGUUGUGAAAGUCGAGGGCGGUGUCUUGCUCGACGCCGGAACGAAAAAUGAAUAUCACCUCAAGGUCGCAAAGGACGGACAUACUGUCCUCCUGCCACAGCCAUCUGACAACCCCGAAGAUCCUUUGCUAUGGUCGGUUUUCAACAAACAUGCCCUUCUUUUCACCCUCGCCUAUGGCGCUUUCACGGCCGACGCCAUCUCUGGGGAAUGCACCGCGUUGAUCGUCGCCCAGGGGACCGACUGGGGCAUGAACCCAAACACGGUCAACCACGCCAAUACACUCAACAUUUUGUUGCUAGGCAUCAGUGCCUUGUUCUUUGUCCCUCUCUCGACCUGGUGGGGGCGCGCUCCCACUCUGUUCUGGUCCGCCUUCAUCGCGCUGUUCCUCAACCUGGGCGUCGCGCUCUCGACCGAUUGGGACACUUACUAUGUCCUUCGGGUAUUGUCAGGCUUGUUUUCGAAUGCGCCACCCAGUAUUGCCAUUGGCUGUCUCCGGGAUAUCUUUUUCUUCCACGAGCGUGCUCGAAAGAUUGGGUUCUGGACUUGUCUCUUCAUUGCAUCUCCUUACAUGGGCCCUCUGUUUGCCAACUUUAUGCUCGCAGGCUUGGGUGAGUGGCGACCCGUGCUCUGGCUGGGACUUGCAAUGCAUGCUCUCUACGUCUGCACCUUGGUGGUCUUCUUGGACGAAACUUGGUACAACCGCGACCCUGCACACAGCGACCAGCCUCCGCGUGGCAGUGCCUUCUUGGACAGGAUGCUCCGCGUUACGGGCUUCUGGCAGAUCAGGCAUCACAAGUACUUCAUGACUCUGCGUCACUCCCUGACGAGGUUUUUUCAGGCUCUACUGAAGCCCGUGCUGUUGAUUGUCUAUUUCAAUUAUUUCAUUGCUUUUGCCUGGGCUGUGGGAAUCAAUGUAACCACAGCAAUCCUCUUUGCCACCCCGGUUGAGUUCGGUGGAUAUGGCUACAAUUAUCGACAGCUUGGCUUCUUGUACUUCACGCCCGUGGUUGGAAUCCUUCUGGGAGAGGCAUUUGGGCAUUUUGCAAAUGAUUUCUUGGCCAAGAUAUAUGUUCGCCGCCACAAAGGUGUCUUUGAGCCUGAAGUCCGCCUUUUCAUGGCAUAUAUUGCUGCCUUUCUUAUGAUUCUGGGCCUCGUCCUCUUGGGUCAAGGGUUGUACCACAAGCUCAACGUUGGAGUCAUCAUCAUAGGGUGGGGCGCACAAGUCUGUGGCCUGGUCAUCCUUUCCGUGACAACAUUUGCAUAUGCUGUCGACUCUUACCCCACGGCGUCUGCUGAGACUGCGGGAUGGGUCAGCUUCAUUCGCGUUGCUGGCGGGUUCAGUGUCGGAUACUAUCAGCAGCCGUGGGGAGAGGCUGUGGGAUAUAACAACAGCUUUGGUACUCAGGCAGCCUUGGUCGGUCUUGGAAUGCUCCUCAUCAUCGUCGCGCACAAGUUCGGCCAUCGACUCCGAGUCAAAUCAGGCGACAUCAACUGA
Capronia coronata CBS 617.96 is the source of this 1572-nucleotide messenger RNA. RefSeq lists its product as uncharacterized. The coding region runs from base 1 to 1572 and encodes 523 amino acids. Gene Ontology annotation, biological process: transmembrane transport. Gene Ontology annotation, molecular function: transmembrane transporter activity. The record is from RefSeq and is a predicted model, not a curated record. Lineage: Eukaryota; Fungi; Ascomycota; Eurotiomycetes; Chaetothyriales; Herpotrichiellaceae. The transcript has 4 exons.